UCUUCGUUCCGUUUUUGUUUCCACUCGACUCGACUCGAAGCCGGCCCCACUCGACUCGAAGACGCCCCAGCGGGCGAUCGGCCAUGGAGGCGGCGAGGGAGGCGAGCGAUGCAGCGGCUCUGCGGCAGGAGGUGCUGUCGCUGAAGCUGCUGUGCAACGCCGCGAGGGCGGAGGCCGCCGUGGCGGACGGCAAGGCGGCGGAGCUGAAGGAACUCGUCUUCAAGGAGCGCAGUGAGCAAGACAAGCUCGCAUGCUCCUUGCAGGAGCAGCUGGACCUCUUGCGACGGCAGCUGGUGCAGCAGUCGGAGGAUCUCCAAGUGCUGGCCCAGAAAGGCGCCGCAGCUGCGGCGGGGCUGGAGGAGAGGCGGCAGCGGGAGCUGGAGAUGCAGUGGCGCCAGGACCAGGGCUUCGCAGAGGCAGCGGAGCAGCGCCGCAAGGCGGAGGAAAGGCGGGAGGAGGAGGAGAGGCGCCUGGAGGAGCGUCUGCGGGACGCGGAGGGCAAGCGUCGGGAAGAGGCGGCCGAGGGCCGGCAAAGCGCCGCAGAGCUGCGGGGGAGGUUGGAGGUCUUGGAGCAGCGGUUGGGCGCCGCUCAGCAGGCGGCGCAGGAGAAAGCGGAGGCGCUGCGGCUGAUACAGGGCCAGGUGGCUGCGCUGGACGCCUUCCAAGGCACAGUGGAGACGCAGCUCUCGGAGACCUCGGGCCAGCUGGGGCGCCAGGAGAGGAGCUCAGAGGAGCAACGACAGGCCCUGCUGGCUCUGGAGUCGAACCUCAGCCAGCUCGGGGAAAAGCAAGGUGCUCGGCAGCGGCAGCUGGAGCAAGACCUCACUGGGCUGGCGGCGGCACAGGGGGAAACCCGCUCGCAGCUGGAGCAGCUGGAGCAGCGAGCCAAGGUGGAGACGGAGAAGCGAUCGCAGGAGAGCGCUGGCUGGAAGCUGGAGCUGAAGGCUCUCCAGGAGUCUCUAGCGUCGGAGGAGCAGGCCAGGAAGCAGGGCUUGCAGGAGCAGUCCCAGAUGUUGCAGAAGGUGCAAGGCGAGCUGAAGCUCGCGCUGCAGGGCGCCUGCGACAAGCUGCAGGCGAGGCACUCGAGUGAGCUCUCUGCGCUGCAGAAAGAGGUGGCCGCAGAUUCUGCUGCCAAGAACAAGAGGCUGGAGGACAAGGUGGGAGUCCUGCAAGAGCAGCUGCAGACGCAAAGGUCAGAGCAGGAGAAAGAAGCUGCGCAGCAGCUGCAACGGGUGCAGGACAUCACGGCGACCCUUGGCUCUACGAGUUCUGAGGUGAAGAGGCAGAAGGAGCAGCUCACCGAGCUGAAGCAGCAGCAGUCGCAGUCGGCAGUGGAUCUCCAGAAGCUGCAUGCCACGGCGGAGGGCCUGCAGAAGGAUAUGGCACAGGAGGCGUCGUCUCUGAAGAGCCUGUGGGAGGACGUCCAGAAGCUCCAAACGAGGAGCGAGGAGCAGAAAGCUGACACCAUUCAGAUCAGGGCAGAGCAGGGCACUGCCGCACAGCGCCAACGCUCCCUUGAGUCCUGGAGCAAGAGCUGUGACGCCAAGGUUUCGCACCUCGGCAGCCAGCUGCUAGAAGCACGGGCUGACCUGGAGCGUGCCGUGCAGACCCUGGAGAUGGAGCUGCGCGAGCAGAACCUGCGAGGGGAUGCUGCGCGACAGCAGGCGGCCGAGCAGUUUGCCACGCUGCGGCGGGAGGCGCAGGCGGCGCAGGCACAGCAGGCGGCCGCCCAGGCAGCCGUCAAGGAGGAGGCUGCAGCGCAGUGCGGCAGCUUGGAGAAGUCGCUGGAGGUGUUGCGCCAGAGUUGGGAUGCCCAGAGGUCCGCGGAGCAGGCACACCAGGGCCAAGUGGAGCAGCGGCUGGGGCAAGGGCUGGAGCGCCUCGCCCGCCUUGAGAGCCAAGAGGCGGCGAUGGAGGCCCACCACAAGGAGGAGAUUGUCGCCUUCGAGGCGGAGGUGUCUGCCACGCGCUCCGAGCAGGGGCGGCUGGCGGAGCGCCUCAGUCAGGCGCUGGAGCGCCUGGCAGGCUUGGAGGCCGUAGAAAAGCAGCAGGCGGAGGAGCACCGGCGCCAGGAGGAGCAGCUGGGCGCGCGGCUGGCAGAGAAGGGGUAUCAGCAGGAGCAGCUGUGCCGGCAGCUGGAGCACCAGGAGCAGCAACAGCGGCAACUGCAGGCGGAUCUGCAAAGUGUGCUGCAGCGCCUGGAAGCCUUGGCCAAGGUGGUCUGCCGCGAAGAGCAGGAGCUUCAGCAGCUGCUGCAGCGGCAGCUGGACACAGAGCGCGAGCAGCAGCAGAUCCACGACAGGCAACAGGCCUACGAGCUUCAACAGGACAAGACCCAGGAGAACUGCAGGAACCUGGAGACAGCCAUGGAGCAAGUGCAGGCAAGUGCCAGGGCUGCGGAGGCGCGGAAAUGGGAGCGGCUGGAGGAGCGGCUGGGCGCGGAGGCCGGGCGCCAGGCGCAGCUGUCUGAGAAGGUGGCACGGCUGGAGGCGAAAGAGCCCUUGGUGGAGGACCUGCACGCCAGAAUCAGCUCCUUGGCUUCUGCCGAGAAGUGCGAGCAGCAGGAGGCGCUCAUCCGACAGAUACAAGCAAGCCUAGAGAGCGACAGGCGUGGCGAUCGAGACGAUCGGGACGCCUUGGCGGCUCUUCGCUCGCGGCUGGAGGACCUCGUGCAGCAGAGCCAGGCGCAGCAGCAGGCUGCGGAGGAGACGUCGCGAGCUGUGUCCAGGCUUUCCAAAGACUCGGAGCUGCAAGCUGAGAACCAGGGCACCUUGAGUCAGCGCUUGGACCAGCUCCGCACCAGCGCACUCUCGGUGGUGCAGUCUUGCCAGGAGGAGAUUGCGGAGUCGCGGUCAGCGCUGAAAGCGUUGCAGGUGGACUUCGCCGGUGUCCGAGCACAGCAGAAGGAGCUUCAGGAGUGCACUAGGGAGCUGGAGCAGGUGGAGGCGGAGCACUACCGAGAGCUCCGCGCCAGCGGCGGCCGCGCAGCCACGAGGCUGGAGGAGCUGGACGCGCGAGUGGGCGCCUGCGCGUCGGAGCAGCGCCUGGAGGAGGUGGGGCGCGCCCGGGCCGGUGACAAGGCGGAGCUCGAGGGCCAGCUGGCGGUCAGCGGCCAGCGACUGGAGGGCCUGGAGCGACGCCUGGAGGCGCACGUGAACAAGGACAUCUUGGAGCCCGUGCGAGGCGUUGGGGCCCUACGGCUCUACCCGGACCUGGAGCAGCUGCAAAGUCGGCUGGGCCUCUGCGAGCGCCAGGCCUUGAAUGCUGGGGAGGUGCGCAAGCUUCUGGACGCUGAGUUGGCUGGCGCGCAGGCUGCCCUCCGGGAGCGGCUUUGCACCCUGGAAAGGAUGCCGGAGCUUGAGAAGCAGCUUGUGGAGCAGCAGGGAUGUGUGGAGGUGCUGCAGGGUCAGCGGAAGGAGCUGGAGAAGUCCCUGCAGCUUCUGGAGGCUGGCCUUAGACAAUGUGGCGAAGAGGUGGCGGAGGUGUCGACCCGUGGGGAUCGCCUGGGCCAGCAGCUCGUGGAGGAGCAGCAUCAGAGAGAGCAGAGUUCCGCAGAGAUGGUGUGCCGCGUCAGCGAAGCAGAGGCCGCGCUUUCUCGCCAGCUGGAGCAGCAGCAGGCCACCCAUCGGCAGCUGGAGGCGGAGCUUGGCGCCUUGUCCCAGCGGACUGGCGCGCGGCAGGAGGAGCAGCAGCGGAAGCUCCUGGAGGCGCAGCAGCGGAUUGAGGGGCUCCAAAGCCUGAGCCUCCUCACUGAUCAGCUGGCAGCCCAGGGGGGUGAGCUUGAGGGACGGCUGAGCUCCGAGAAGGAGCUACGCGAGCUCAAGGAACAGGCGCUGAAGGAGCAGCUGGAAAGCGAGCGGGCGGCGCGCGAACUGCAGCGCCGUGAGCUCAGCGCCUUCUUGCAGCAGCAGCGCCGCGGGGCAGAGCGCCUCACGGUGUUGGAGCGAAGCGUCAUGGCGGUCGAGGAGCUGGCGCGAAGGGAGAUCGAGGCACGUGUGCGAGAAAGCCGACGCAUUUGGGAUGUGCUUGACAACACCUUCGAGGCUGACGAGCAAGCGGAGUACCAGGAGGAGGAGAGGCCUGGCCAUCCUGGCCAGGCGCUGGCGGGCCUGUUGAGGCUCGGCAACCGCGAGCUGAGCCGCAAGGACAGCUUCUGAGCCAAAGGGCAAGGUAGAGCGCGCGGUCGGCAUGCGAAACUAGCUCGCUUCCAAACGUUCAGGCCACCUCCAGGUGAAAGUAGAUGGCCAAAAUGUCCGGU
Effrenium voratum is the source of this 4258-nucleotide messenger RNA. The record is from the annotation of a GenBank genome assembly. NCBI's taxonomy places the organism in Eukaryota, Dinophyceae, Suessiales, Symbiodiniaceae.